UAGAUCACCGAUUGAGAUGGACCACAAUGUUGCUUUCGUAAGACCGGAUGGAACUAUCACGUGGUUCAGUACCGCUGUUCUACAUUGUUCCUGUUUGGUGCGGGUGAAAUAUUUUCCAUUCGAUAAGCAAUACUGUCGACUGAUUGUGGCAUCUUGGACUUACGACAAUACUUCAGUGACGCUCAUACAAAAUACUGAAAAUGUAAGAAAGGAUUACUUCAUCAACAACGGAGUGUGGGACCUGUCUAGUAUCCACAAGGAAUACCAGAUAUUGGAGUGGGAAUGCUGUCCGAACGAAUGGGUAGAGGCCCAUUAUCUUCUCCUCUUUACACGCCAGUCUAGAUAUUACGUAAUCACCGUCAUUGUACCGAGUACCACACUUUCUCUGGUGUCUCUUCUAGUCUUUUUCAUGCCACCUGACUCUGAAGAGAAGGUAACCUUAGCAUCUAGCAAUCUCCUAGCCAUGCUUCUUUUCCAGGAGCUCGUGUCAACUUCGAUGCCACCGAUUGGGAAUCAAUUUCCACUCAUAGGAAGCUUUUUCGUUGCAUCCAUCGUAAUCAACACAUUUUCCAUCUUCACAUCCAUUAUGAUCAUGUAUCUACAUAACAAAGACGACAGACCAGUUCCUUCGUGGGUCCAGAAACUUGCCAUGUUGAAGACUGCAUCAAAGCAGUCCCAACCGGUUGACACUCGUCCAAAUUGGGUAAAACGGCGCAUGUCUGGUUUCAUAUCCACUAGCACCAUUUCCAAAGCUGUCCAAUUGCACCACACACAAGACAGCAGCGGGCAAAACGCAAUCGGCACCAAUUUGAUAAGCUCAAAGUAUCUGGAACUCUCGGUAACUGGACUCAAGACAAAGGCCCAAGAAGAUAAGAUUAAUGAUAAUGCUACCGAUGAAGCAAGUGAACCUUCGACAGAAACGAAGGAGGAGAUUGUUGCACAGUGGCAGGAGUUAUCCUUGAAAGUGAACCGUACCAUGGCGUUUCUACUCACUAGUUCGGUCAUAACAACUGCUCUGGUGAUCACCUUCUUGUACAUCGCCCAAGAGGAAGGAGACUUCCCUGAAAGAACCUGAAGACUGACAGAGAAACUGAGUCAUUCGGUUCAUUACAAAUUGAGAACGGAUCGUUCACGUUGCGCAAACGUAAAACGAAAUUAUCGAAAUUAUAUCUUUGUUAAAAGACAUAUCUACCCCACUAAAAGUUGAAUUGAGUAAAAAGAUAAAUAUCCCACAAGCAUAACACUAAAAAUUUCAUGAAAAUCGAAUGUAAAAUAAGAAAGUUAUUACAUUUUAAAGUUGCGCUUAAUGAAAAAAAUAGUUAUGCACAUCCUGGUCGGUAUGCAAAUGAGAGGACUGAUAACUCAGUCAAUAAUCCUUUUGUAUUUCAUUAUAAAAGUAAUAUGAAAUAUUUGAAUUUUCUCCUCAUUGUCAAGUUAAGUUUUAUUCCUCCCUGAACAUGUGAAACUAACUUUCAACAUUUUUGGUUCAGUCAAGUUGGUCAUUUUUGUCAAAUCUGUAAAAAUUGAAAUACUGUAUAAUUCAAACAAUGAAAAACAAAAGAAAUUGUUAGUGUGGAACAUCAUUGACUCUCAUUUGCAUAUCAAUGAGUUGUGCACGUAUUAAACUGUUUUGUGGAAAAUAAGUGAAACUUUAAUACAUGUCAUAACUUUCUUAUUAUAUCCGAUUUCGAUAAAAUUAUCAGCGUUAUGCUUGUUUGAUUUUUUAUGCCCCCGCAGGCGAAGUCCGGAGGGGGCAUUAAGCGUUGCCCCUGUCCGUCCGUCCUUCCUUCCUUCCGUCCGUCCGUCCCCCCACUUGGUUUCCGCACAAUAACUCAAAAAAUAUUUAAUGGAUUUAAAAAUGUUUUGGUGUGUAGGUAGAUGGCACCAAAAUGCAGGCUAAGUUCGAAUUUGGAGUCCGCAGGUCAAAGGUCACAGCUCAUUAGAUAUGCGAGUUGGUUUCCGCGCAAUAACUCAAAAAAUAUCUAAUGGAUUUUAAAACUUCUUGGAGUGUAGGUAGAUGACACCAAAAUACAGGCUUAGUUUGAAUUUCGAAUCUGCAGGUCAAAGGUCACAGCUCAUUAUAUAUGCGAGUUGGUUCAAAGGUCUAAAUUUGUUCAUUAUAUAUAUAUAUAUGCAUAUUGGAUUCUGCACAAUAUUAAGUUCAAUUUCUGAUUGCUUUAAGCGGAGGCAUCUGUGUCCUUUGGACACGUCAAAUUUCUAGUCUCUAUUGAUUCCAAUCAACAUUUUUCUAGGAUGGACUUGACCUUUUACUUCCCUCUGUCUUUGAAAUUCACAGGUGCUCGUAAGCUGAAUUGGCGUAACAAAAUCGUUCAAAUCAAACGUAUAACAAAAUCUUUUCUUGUAAGAGAAUCCAAGUAGAAAUAAUAUUAAUAAUACAUGCAUAAUCAAAACAGUUCAUUUAUAUACUGUUAUGUGAAAUUUCUGAUGUGCACUUCUGUUUCAAACUCUCAGUAUGAAACUCGAAUGGUGAUCAUCUUUAAUCUGAAGUUAUUAAUGCUUGUUUGCCGAAAUCUGUCAUAAUUAUUAUGAUGUAGAAAGUUAUAUUGUAGAAUGAUUUUAAAAAUCGGAAAUAUAGUCUGAAAAAAUGUGAAUAUAUUUAUUACAAGUCAUUCAGCGUUAUGUUAUGUUCUUGUAAAUAUGAAUAUAUCAUGUGUGAUGUACCCUUUUACAUAUAACCGAUUUCAUCUGUGAUUCAAUACAAGAAUAUAUUUGUUUACAGAAAGAUCAUUUAGUCCCUAAAGAGCAUUGUGAAUUUUUUUAUAUAUUGUUUUGAUAUUUUAAUCAGACAUAUAUUGCUUGCAAUGCCGUCUCAAUCUUUAAAUAAUCAUAAUUGCUUUUCUUUAUUGAUCUACUACAUUAAGAGAUUAUAGGUUGUCAUCUUAAAUUAAGUUAUUAUUUACCUCCUAUUUUUAAAAACUAAACUGAUUUCUUCUUUCAUCAUUAUCUUACAUUAAUAUUCCUCAGUUUGGUUCAUUAUUAAGAAGUAUCAUCAGAUGCUCAUUAUUCGAACUGUUAUUGGUUUCAGGUUUAUUCAAUUAAUUUUAAAUAAUUUUAAUGCUGUCAUUCUUGGUUUGUAUCUUGUAUUAUUAUAUAAUGUAUAUUUGAAUUUGAAGCAACAAUAUUUAUGGUAACAUAUAUAAAGAGUUUAGUCGCAAAAGGGGUUAGGUCCAAUAGGACCAUUCCGAGAAAACCGUGUUUUUUAUUCUCACUUAUUGCAAUAUUCUUAUGAGAAACUAAAUUGUCAUGAUGUACCCUAUCAUGUGAACAUAAAGUUGGGUAUAAAAGAAAUCUACCUGUCUUCAAUUUUGUUUUCUAUAUAUUUUUUGGGUUAAAUUAUCAUUGUGGACCUAACCCCUUUUGCAAGCAAACUGAAAUGAACCCAAUCUCUUUUGAUUAAAAAGUGACCUUUCUUUGCCACCUUCAUUCACGUUAUUAUUUGAAUUUCAAAUAUGCUUUGGUAUCAUCAGAGCGACUAAAAAUUUAGAGGUUUAGAGACAAAAAACAAUAAAAUUUAUGAAAAAUUGACCAAACCCCUUUUGCAACCAAACUCUUCUGAAGAACUCAUCAGUCAAAAGGGGGUAGGUCCACUCCAAUAACAUAAUUUUUAAAAUUCUCCCAUAUUGCAAUAUUUUUAUGCGAAACUGAAUUUUCAUAAUACCCUACCAUGAGAACAUAAAAUUUGGUAUAAAAUAAAUCUACUUGUCUUCAUAUUAUUUUUUUAAGAUAUUCUUUUCUAAAAAAAUUAUGUGUGGACCUAACCCCUUUUGAAAAAAAAGUGAUUUUUAUUUGCCAUUUUAGUUCACAUUUUAAUGGGAAUUUCAACUUUUCUUUGGUUUCAUCUUAUAGAGCUACUAAAAAUCUAUACAUUGAGGCAUAAAAAUGAAACUUGAUGAAAUUGAUGAAAAAUGGACCUAACCUCUUUUGCAAGUGAGCUCUUCAUAUAUUCAAAAUAGUAAAACAAUAUAUAAAGAAUUUGCCUAUAAUUAUCGUAUACACACCUUACUUUCGAAUGUUAAUGCAGAGGCGGCAAAGUGUUUGACAAUUAAAAAUAAUUUC
Messenger RNA from Lytechinus pictus (painted urchin), 4077 nucleotides. RefSeq names its product neuronal acetylcholine receptor subunit alpha-10-like. Gene Ontology annotation, molecular function: excitatory extracellular ligand-gated monoatomic ion channel activity; transmembrane signaling receptor activity; transmitter-gated monoatomic ion channel activity involved in regulation of postsynaptic membrane potential. Gene Ontology annotation, cellular component: neuron projection; synapse; plasma membrane. Lineage: Eukaryota; Metazoa; Echinodermata; Echinoidea; Temnopleuroida; Toxopneustidae. The transcript has 4 exons. Bases 17 to 1075 code for a protein of 352 amino acids. Gene Ontology annotation, biological process: monoatomic ion transmembrane transport; signal transduction; nervous system process. The record is from RefSeq and is a predicted model, not a curated record.